This is a messenger RNA of Hippocampus comes (tiger tail seahorse), 2809 nucleotides long. RefSeq names its product suppressor of tumorigenicity 7 protein-like. Lineage: Eukaryota; Metazoa; Chordata; Actinopteri; Syngnathiformes; Syngnathidae. Gene Ontology annotation, molecular function: protein binding. The transcript is spliced from 20 exons. The record is from RefSeq and is a predicted model, not a curated record. Bases 23 to 2146 code for a protein of 707 amino acids.
GGGGAGGGAGGGGGAAGAAAACAUGGAGGACUCUACUGGCAGUAAUCCCCAAUCACCCGGUUUCACUGACAAGUUAAAGUCGUGGCUCUCGUGGUCGUGGACGUACGUGUGCUUCGUGUGGUUCGGCAUGGUGCUCAUUAUGAUCUACGUGCUAUGGAGCCCGCUCAAACUGCAGGACAGCUUCACAUCGGCGUCGCUGUUUUUGAAUACACUGACACCCAAGUUCUACGUGGCUCUCACUGGGACCUCUUCCCUCAUCUCUGGACUCAUCCUUAUAUUUGAGUGGUGGUACUUCCGGAAGUACGGCACGUCCUUCAUCGAGCAGGUCUCUGUGAGCCACCUGCGCCCCCUCCUCGGCGGAGUGGAGAGCAGCUCAGCUACUGGCCUCUUCUCGUCUGUCAACGGGGAGGCCGAGCCUAGACCCAGCGUGUCAGAGUGUAAAGUCUGGAGGAAUCCUUUGAACCUUUUCCGAGGAGCAGAAUACAACAGGUACACAUGGGUGACGGGAAAAGAACCACUGACGUACUACGACAUGAACUUGUCGGCUCAAGACCAUCAGACCUUUUUCACAGGAGAAACGCAGCAGUUCAGGCCUGAGGAUUCGGUCAUGCAGAAGGCCUGGAGGGAGAGAAAUCCUCAAGCUAGGAUUAGAGCAGCUUACCAGGCCAUAGAGUUGAACCACGAAUGUGCCGCAGCGUACGUGCUCCUCGCCGAGGAAGAAGCCACAACAAUCACGGAAGCUGAGCGCCUCUUUAAAAAAGCUUUGAGCAUCGCGGGUAAAGACAUCAACCUGCUUGUUUACAUUAAGCGCAGAUUGGCCAUGUGCGCGCGCAAGCUUGGACGCAUUAAAGAAGCCGUGAAAAUGAUGAGAGACUUAAUGAAAGAGUUCCCGUUGUUAGGGAUGUUAAAUAUACACGAAAACCUCCUGGAGGCGCUUCUUGAGCUGCAGGCGUACGCCGAUGUCCAGGCUGUCCUCGCCAAAUACGACGACAUCAGCCUCCCGAAAUCGGCCACCAUAUGCUACACAUCUGCCCUGCUGAAAGCGCGGGCUGUUUCAGAUAAGUUCUCCCCAGAGGCAGCGUCACGGCGGGGGCUCAGUACUGCCGAGAUGAACGCCGUGGAGGCCAUUCACAGAGCCGUGGAGUUCAAUCCCCACGUGCCCAAGAACGGGUUUUUUUUCUGCAGAUGUGCCGCAGCGUACGUGCUCCUCGCCGAGGAAGAAGCCACAACAAUCACGGAAGCUGAGCGCCUCUUUAAAAAAGCUUUGAGCAUCGCGGGUAAAGACAUCAACCUGCUUGUUUACAUUAAGCGCAGAUUGGCCAUGUGCGCGCGCAAGCUUGGACGCAUUAAAGAAGCCGUGAAAAUGAUGAGAGACUUAAUGAAAGAGUUCCCGUUGUUAGGGAUGUUAAAUAUACACGAAAACCUCCUGGAGGCGCUUCUUGAGCUGCAGGCGUACGCCGAUGUCCAGGCUGUCCUCGCCAAAUACGACGACAUCAGCCUCCCGAAAUCGGCCACCAUAUGCUACACAUCUGCCCUGCUGAAAGCGCGGGCUGUUUCAGAUAAGUUCUCCCCAGAGGCAGCGUCACGGCGGGGGCUCAGUACUGCCGAGAUGAACGCCGUGGAGGCCAUUCACAGAGCCGUGGAGUUCAAUCCCCACGUGCCCAAGUACUUAUUAGAAAUGAAGAGCCUGAUCCUGCCGCCAGAGCACAUCCUGAAGAGGGGUGACAGCGAGGCGGUGGCGUACGCGUUCUUCCAUCUGCAGCACUGGAAGAGGGCCGAAGGCGCCUUAAACCUUCUCCACUGUACAUGGGAGGGCACUUUCCGGAUAAUUCCCUACCCACUGGAGAAGGGUCACCUGUUCUACCCGUACCCAGGAUGCACAGAAACGGCAGAUCGGGAGCUGUUACCAUCAUUCCAUGAGGUGUCGGUGUACCCAAAGAAAGAGCUUCCUUUCUUCAUCCUCUUCACCGCCGGCCUUUGCUCCUUCACCGCCAUGCUGGCCAUGCUCACACAUCAGUUCCCCGAGCUCAUGGGCGUCUUCGCCAAAGCAUUUUUCAGCACACUCUUCGCACCACUGGGAUUCUUCGCGGACAAGAUGGAAAGCUUCAUGCCGUCCAGUUUUUGGCAUCAACUGACUCGGAUCUGACCCCGACACAAACACGCACACAGUGGGAAAAACAAAGUUGUUCUCCUGUCCUCAGCAUUACUAUCUACUUGUUGCUUUUGUUACUGAUUAUAUUGGCCUGGGUCGUAUCAACAAAGCAGUCAGUACCACUCUUUAAGACGCUCGCUCUUCCAGCUGCCUGCAGCGUGUCCAAGAAUUCGACAUUUACAUUUAUUUGUCAUGAGGGGAAUUUGAAAUGGGUUUUUUUAGCCGGUGGUAGAAUAACAAGCCGUUGUAUACAGUACUAUGUUAUGUGUAGCCACAAAUGGCCGUUAUCCGUUUGCCACAGCAUUUAAUGGUGUUAUCCUCAGUAGGGGAAGGGUAUGAGUAUUAAUAAUAAUAAUAUCACACUACAGCAAAUACAACCCAUUAUUGAUUUAUUGUUGUAUUGUACUGAUGUAUGACUGAAUUUCUUUAAAUAGUGCCCCAAUGGGUUGUCAGCCGCUAAAACAAAUAAACAUCGGUUCCCUCAGGAAAAACAACAGAUUGCUGUAAUUUAGGGCUGUCACGAACAAACCUCUUUAGAUUUGACUAUCCUAUUAAUUAUGCCCUUGAUUACUUGAGUAAUCAUACCCCCACCCCCCUCCCCCUAACACACACACACACACACACACACACACACACACUGGCCUAAAAAAUGUUCUA